This is a messenger RNA of Phytophthora nicotianae INRA-310, 1269 nucleotides long. RefSeq lists its product as hypothetical. The coding region runs from base 1 to 1269 and encodes 422 amino acids. The record is from RefSeq and is a predicted model, not a curated record. The transcript has a single exon. NCBI's taxonomy places the organism in Eukaryota, Oomycota, Peronosporomycetes, Peronosporales, Peronosporaceae.
AUGGGCAAACAAUCUGGAAGCUCUAACUACAAGAUGGCGGAGGUGGAUCGCCUGCUGCAGCUCGUCGAGAAAUAUCUCCCGCUCGGGAAGGACGAAUGGGAGCGGUUGACAAACGACUACAACGCGACUCGCCCGCGGAGCUGGAACGAGCGCGACACUGAUAGCAUUCGUCGGAAAUUCAAGGCGAUGUACGGAGCUCGAAAGCCGUCCGGAAAGGGCAACAUUCCUCCGCAUAUCGACCGCGCCAAAGAGCUGAAGAGGGCCGUGGACCAGAAGGCCAGCGUCAUCGAAAUGGACGACUGCGCGGAUGAAGACAGUGACGAUGAGCCCGACCAAGAGAAGGAUGAAGAGCUGGAGGACGAUCGCCCUAUCUCGCCUGACUUCAGCUUCGACUACGUGUCCGAGGACACACUCUUUCACGACCGCGGUGGAGAUGGAUCUGCUGCGCUGAGUGGGGGUUCGUUUUCAGCUUUCGUCGGUAAUGAAGCUCCGACGGGGUCCGAAGGAGUUAAACCUUUCGAUGAUGGUGAAGCUAUGCGAGCUGUGAACAGCGGAGAGAUGCUAUCGCAUUUAGACGUGCGUGUUGGUGUGGAGGGUUUGGAAGCAUUUACCCCUCCAGCUCAAACCAACCCGUCACCUUCAGAUGCAGCUCCUACGCGCACCCUCCGCUCUGCCGGUCUGCGUAAACCCAAGAAGCCUCGUACCACGAGCAACAACAAGCCAAAAUCUGCAAGAACAGGAACUAUCCAGCAACCCAAGCCCACUGAAGCGGGUCGUACACGUAUCACUAGCGACAGCAACUUGCAGGCGUCUUCAAACCGCCUCGGAGGCGGGGACUUGCGUGCUUUUCGUGACAGUUUGUGGUCUAAGCGAUCCACCGAAGACGGCGAUCUGGACAGUGCCGAAGCUAGCUUCGCCAAGACGAAGCGUGUGAGAGCUCAACGGGCAACAGAGGUGCUCAGUCAGAAGCUCAGCACUAUCCAGAGCGUCUCAUCUGGUCUUAGUGGCAGUAUAAUGGAGAUGGUUCUCCUCUUGCGAGAGGAGAACGAGAUGAAGGCUGAAACGCGGCGUGCUGACGAAGAACAACGCCGUCGUGAUGAAGUGGCUGCCCGUGAAGAACGCUAUCAAGUUGAGAAGAGAGAGGCUGAAGAACGUCGCCGGCAGGACAAUCUGGAAAGAGAGGAGCGCGCCCGCCGUGACAGGGAGGAGGCGCGAGCUCGUACGCAAGAAUUGGCAAUGCUGCUUGGGGUAUUGAAGAAAGCAGAGUAG